Molecule: messenger RNA, 2785 nt
Organism: Patiria miniata (bat star)
Lineage: Eukaryota; Metazoa; Echinodermata; Asteroidea; Valvatida; Asterinidae
Product: sulfotransferase 1C2-like
Exons: 9
Coding region: 269-1207 (312 amino acids)
Biological process (GO): sulfation
Cellular component (GO): cytoplasm
Molecular function (GO): sulfotransferase activity
Source: RefSeq, a predicted model, not a curated record
UGCACAGCACAAUGCAUGAAAUCAUGACGAGUUGGGAGCAAGAUCUCCUGGGGGUUUUUCUUUGUAUCUUGAUUGUAUGGAGAGUUGAUCUACUGACCACAAUUAAACCACGUACUGUUGAAUUGACACCCAAGAGAGUGUCAAUUACUGGUCGGUCCUCGGAGAAGCAAUUCUUCACCCAUGCAUGGUGAUGAGCUACCAUAGUCACCCCUCUCCAGGAACAUCAUAGUUCCUGACACAAGGAUUGAUUUUGGCCCCCUGGAUCGUCAUGGAAAAAUAUGUAACUCUCGAGGAAUUUAGGGACGUUUUGAGCCGACGGUUUUCGGACGAGUUUCCUGCAGUUCUCAGCGAGUACGAAGGAGUGCCUCUACUCCCAGAAGUAGACGAGGUGGUUAGGGAACUCAAGACGUAUGACGUAAGAGAAGAUGACUGCUGGGUCGUUACAUAUCCCAAAGCAGGUACAACUUGGGUUCAAGAGAUUGUGUCCUGCGUGAUGCAUGACGGGAACCUGCAAGCUGUUAACGAGAGGCCUACGAUGUUCCGUGUGCCGUACAUUGAUCAGACGAUUCCUGCGCGAGCACGACAAUGGAAAAAUAUGCCACCCAUUCCGAAGAUAGUUGCUGAGAUGCCGUCACCCCGGGUCAUUAAGUCGCAUCUACCGGGUCAGCUCCUGCCCCCGCAGCUAUGGCAGAAACAGGCCAAGCUUGUCUACGUUAUCCGCGACCCAAAGGACGUGAUUGUGUCCUUAUUCCACUUCGAGAAGAUGUUUGAUCCGGAGAAAGCUGAGAAAUCGUUUGCGGAUCUCUACGAAAGGGCGAUGACCGGGAAAGUUAUGUACGGCGCAUGGUGGGAUCACUAUUUGUACUUUUGGAAGAGAAGACACGAACCGAAUGUUCUCCUGUUGCGAUUCGAAGAUUUGAAGAAAGAUCUGCGAGGUAAUAUCGAGAGGGUCAGUCUGUUUCUGGGCAAAAACCUGUCAGCCGCGAUACUGGAUGCAAUCGAGGAGCACUGCACGUUCAGCAACAUGAAGAAGAACCCCAUGACAAACAUGGACACACUGUACCCGGACAGUAUAAAAACAGGACGUACCUUUAUGCGAAAAGGCAACGUUGGGGGUUGGAAAGAUUGGUUCACUGUGGCACAGAACGAAGCCAUGGACGCCCUCAUUAAAGAAAAGCUGCACGGCACCGGACUCACCUUUGACUAGUCGAGCAAGCUGCGCCCAUUCCCAGCUGAACAUCGUUACACUGACAAACAGCUAUGAGCAAGUGCGAUCAAAACUGUACAAAAAAGCACAAUCGAGAAAAUGCACAGAAUACACAAUUCACUAUGAAAUGAUAAUGCAUGUUGUUGAAACGAUUGCUAACAGGUAUAUUUGACCGUUCACAAACCUAUCAUAGACAUGUGCUGUUUUUGUAUGAUCACCGCGCGAAGAAAAUUGGGGAUAAGAAGGUUGUGUUUCCUUAAAAAUCGAGUCAUUGGAGCAUGCAAUAGUUGUCAUUCCAGUACCCAUGGGGCGUCGCACAUUUAACAGUAUGGGCGUCCGCUGGGGUGUCAAUGCCAGCCUGCCCACACAAAAAUGACAAAUUGAGAAAAUGAAAGUCAGAGAGCAAGAAGUUUGGGAAAUAGGGGGCCUUAUGUGCAAAUAAAAUCUUUAAAACGAUAAAUCUUGCCAUCUUGGUACUGAAGUGUCAAGCACCAAAAAGUAUAUAGAAAAGUUAUGCCAAAUGCCCCACUUUGCCAUAUUAUCAUUAGUGUAAGAUACACACGGCAGCAGUGGCAGCUAUGAUGGUCAGUGCAACUUUCGAACCAACUCUUCAUGCCUUCCGGUGAGAGCUUUGCCCCCUUUAAAAAAAUCCUGGCGGAGCCCAUGCCAGUACAGAUUUCUUUUCAGAAAGUUUUUCAAAUAGCGUCCGCACUAAAAUUGAUUUUCAACUAUAUAUUUCACAUGUUGCACGAAGCGUCUUCGCGCGAGAUACGACUUUGUUGCAGAAUGGAGUUAUGAACGCAAAACGCAAGUUUUAGAAUAUUGUGUACGUUGUUAUUGUUCCUGUGGUAAAUUUCCUGUGGUAAAUGUUCCUGCGGUUUAGUGACCAUGGUAUAAUGUUUUUUGUGGCAAUGUUGCCGGGGGUAAUGUUCCUUUGUAUAGUUCCUGCGGUACCUGUUCCUGCAGUACCUGUUCCUGCACUGUGGUAAUGUAUAUUUGAUAAUGUUCCUGCGGUAUUAAUGUUCUUGUAGUAAUCGCUUGAUGGGAUUCCACUGCAUCCGAUUGAACGGGAUCCUUGGGGUGGGUCUCUUCUACACGUGUUCCAGCAUCAAUGGUGGAAAUUAAGUCAGGAAAGCUGGAAAAGAAAAGAAUUAAGAAACAACUUUGUCAGUUGAAUCAAUAUGGUGUUCAACGAAGAAAAUAAUGAGCAGAUGCAGUUUCCCUUUUAAGUUGUGUUUUAGGUGCGGUCAAACUCAAUUAUUUCUUAUUUCUGUAAUAUACGUUUCAUAAAAAAAAGAAUAAUCUACGUUUGUAAUAAUACCAAAGAGUAAGUGCAUGAGACAACCAAUCACUUACGUAUGGAAGUUUGCGGUAACAUCCUGUAAAAUGACUAGUUGUAUGUAAUUUAUGAAUGCAGAAGUUAAACCAGGAGAGUAAUUUCCCAUGGUCAUGAGCAGAUUGUGUUACCGAAAUUCGUCCAAGUUCCAUACUUGACAUAUAAAGUAAUGAGUUGCAUUUAACUUUUACUAUGUUUAAAUCUUAACCCUAAAAGGGCCGGGUUAUUUUGACCAUCUUUCA